CUAUCCAGAACUGUGCAGUAUUAACCAGCUGGAAGAUCAGUUCUACCCCUGCUCCAGGGUUGCAGAAGGCCUGACUUCUCCUGGGGCCCCUUCCCGGGAAUCUGGCUCACAGCUGAGCUGCAGGGACCAAGAAGAGACCAGGCUGGCCUUGUGCCAGCCCAUACCAUGGGCAGGAGGCCCACACCUCACUUUCUCGGGCAAAUAAAUCUUGAGGCUCCCUCUGAGCAUCUCAAACACGCAAUCUUCUCCCGAUUAACACGUGGCCUGCGUGUUCUUAGUUGCCUGCUGCCAGCCUCAAUUUAAAACUGUCUGCUGCUCAGCUCUGCAGCUGAAGAAGCACAGGCCAGGCACGCAGGGGCCAAAAAAGCCCAGGGUCCUUUGCAGCCCAGGUCAGUUGAGGUCGCUCCUGGCCCUGGGCCCCAGCCCAAUCUGAACAGCACCCCCAAAGCCUGUGGGAGCAGCCAGGGACCCAGCCAGGCAAGGUUGCUGCUUUGGAGGUUUUCAGGCUGUGUCCCCAAGGUACAAGGGGCUUCUGAUGUGUGGGGGUGGGGCAGAGUGUCCACGGCAGAACAGGCUUUGCCAUGGAUACUGAGGUCCAAGACUGCAGCCCAAGCGGGCAAUGGGGAGCACCUCCGCUUCUCUGGAAGGCGGCCCCAGGAAUGGCUCUGGUGCCACACAGAAAGCGGACAAGCCCUCUGAGUUCCAGUUCUGGGAAAGGUCUUGGUCUUGUCUUCAGGAAGGAGCUGGGAACUCAGGCUCCGCUCUCUCCCGGCCUGGGAUGUGGUCGCAGCACAAUUCUGUCCCUGCCAGGGACUGGCGGGGAGGGCAGUCGGUGGGUCACAUCGGCCUCCCCAUCAUGGUCUCCCUGGCCAACACGGACACCUCCUUCGGGUGCAGCAUCACCUAUCGGAACACCCCAGCGCUCAAGGACUUCACUGUCAGCUACUUCCACAUAGAUCUCCAGGGCCAGAAGAGCCCAGAGAAGCAGAUACCCUGCCACGCUGGCCCGGGUGCAGAGAACCAAACCUACACCUUGCUCUGCUCAGUCAAACUCAGGCUGCCGGAUGCAUCGGCGACUGGCACCUACUACUGCUGCGUGCAGUGGCCCAGCACCGUGGUGAGGGGCAGCGGCACCUUCAUCCUGGUGAGAGACGUGGGCUACCAACCCCCUCCACCGAGCUCCCAGAAGCCCCUGCUGUGUGGCUUCACUGCCCUGCUGGCUGUGCUGAGUGUGCUAGGCACGGCUUUGCUGCUCUGGAAGAAGAGACAAAACCUGGCUCCAAGGAAGAAUCCCACCCAGUCUGGUCCAGACUCAAGAUCUGCCUGCACACCCAUACAGCCUACUGCAGAAUCCAUCUACACGGCCCUGCAACGCCGGGAGACCGAAGUCUACGCCUGCAUCGAGAGCGAGGGGGCCAGUCCAUCCCCUGCCUGGAGCUUUCCCUCCCAGGAGAAAGGACAGCAGCUCCAGGAUGACAGCGAGGUGAACCAGGUCUAUGAAAAUCUCUAGGCCGAGCUCUCUGAGCCAUCAGCCUUAACCUGCACCAGAGGCCCAGAGCAGCCCUGGAUCGGAACCAGGAGCCAGCCCCCAGGGACACUGCGCCCCUCCCUCUCAUAUGCAGCACUCCCUCAACUUCGGGCUGCCUCCCUCCCCUGCCCUGCAUCCUAGCCCAAGCGCCAGACUGUAUCCCGGUCUGUGGGCACUGUGAGCCCCAGGACCUGACAGGGGUCCCAUAGGGGCCGUGACUGAGCCAUGUGGACCCCCACUUGCCAGACUGGUCCAAAGGCUGGGUGGUCACAUCCCCAGGGAAUCAGGAAGUGGGGGUGUAUGAGCGGGAAUGCUGAGCCACGCUCAGGCUGGGCUGUGCUGGUGAUGGUGGGGAUGGUAUGGCAGCCCACAAUGUGUAAGUGAGAUGGAGCCAAAUCCUGGGGCAGGCUGGGUCGGUGUCCACUGUCAAGAAAGAUGUCCUGGCAUGCUUGGGGUGGGCCAUGGGGUGCAGGGCAGCUGCUGCUGCACAGCUCGACGGAUGGCCUGAGACUCUCCCUCCCCUAACAAGGAGCCCCUGGUUUUUGGCCCAUUGGGUUGGUCCUGGGGACUCACUGUGCUACCCCUGUCACCCUGUGUUCCCUAGUCAGGGCCCAGUCCUCCAAAGCCCCCUCUGCCUGGCUGUUCUGCACUCCACUACCUGCGCUGCUUCUGGUCCUCUCUUCCUCAGACUUCACCUGCACCUUGAGGUGGAGGCCAGAGCAGACCUAGUGGCCACCUGAGCUGCCUCCAGGACUCUUCUUUCCUGUGCCACUGCUGGGGUGUGGCUUGGUGUGUCUCUGGCCAGGCCCUUAGAGGGGUCUCUGUGCUGGGAAUCUGAGGCUGGGGAUGACCAGAGGGGUCCCCAGUGCCUGUCCCAGAGCCUUUUGCUUUCCCAAGUGUCAAGUUUACACCUCAAGGCAUGUCACCCGGGGCUCAGCGGCCUGUCCCCCAGGCUGUCUGGCUCCUUCUUCCCCUUUCCGCUCCGCCCUGCCUUGGUUUUCUCACUGUUCAUCUGGGAGUCAGCCAGCUUGGUGCUCUCUCCCUGCCUCCCUGGCCACUCCAGAGGUUCCUGGGGUACCCUCCUAUCAAACUCCAAAUGAGCUCAGGGAAAGGGGAAUCUGAGCCCUGCCCAAGCCCUCAAGCAGCAUUGGACCACAGCCCUCAGGCAGUGUCAUUUUUGUUUGUUUGUUUUCAGAUUUUUGAGACACGGUCUCACCACUGUGUGCGUAAACUCACGGUAAUGCUCCUGCCUCAGCCUUCUGAGUGCUGGGCUUAUUGGUGUGCACCAACAGGCCCAGCGUGGGCGGCACCUCUGCAGGGCUAGAAAGGAAGGCUGGCUUGGGGUUGGGCACAGGCCAGCCUCCGGAAGUCCCUGGAACAGUCUGCGAGGGAGGCACCAGGCCUUCCAGGACAGACAUGGCCUCCCAGCUUCUCCCUGGGUCACUGAGGCCCUCAGGGACUGACUGAUCACCCUCAGGUGGACAUAGACAGUGCCAGCUAGGGGGCUGAGCCUGCUCCAGGGCAAGACUGGGAGCACACAACUGCUGAGGUCCUGGAGGGUGACAAAGAAGACAGAGCACGGGGUCCCCAGCGCCCAGCAUCAAAAGCUUGCAGGGCUGAGAGGGUGCAGGAGGCAGCGAGGGAGGAAGAGGGGACAGAGAGGGCUACGAACUGAGCUCCCUGGAGUAGGGUGGCCACUGGGCUUUUCCUAAGAUCCCAGCUCUGCUUCCAGCCACAAUGUGGACCUGAGAAAGUCACUGCCGCCUGUGGCAGCUCGUGUGACAGUCAGGACUGCUCCAGGGGACAGAUGAGGGACUCUCUAGCUCAGGCAGGCUGCAUCAGGUGGGAGUUCCCCAGAGAGCCAUUCUUCAGAGAAGGGGGCUGCAGGGGCAGUGGGGAGGCACUCUGCUCAAUGAGGGGCCAGGGAACCUGAGGACGGGAGGGCCCGGGCCUGCUCUGGGGAACAGAGACAGGGUGGAGAUGAGGGGUGCUGGACCCAGAAUGCCCCUAAGAGAUGCUAAGGAGCUGGGAGCAUUCUUGAGGAGGCUGGUGGCACUUUAGACCUGCCAAGAAGGAUGGAUGUGACCAUCCUGAGGAGGAACCUAGACUUAGGACGCAGAGGAAGCCCCUCCAGGACCUUGUCACAGAGCCCCACAUGCAAGGGCAACUGGUGUCUCUGGCUUCUCUAGUUUCUGCCUAGUGGGGUUUCCCCCUGGGUCUCCUGGUCUCACCUGCUGUCCCUCCUGAGGUUGUGUUCCACCAAAGGUUUGUCCCCCACCAACCUCCCAGAGCCUCAGGGCAUCUGAAACAUUCCUGUGACUCCUGCCACCCUCAAGCUCCCCACUUAGUCCCCUCCCAGGGGUGGCAAAUGCUAGAAAUUGCUGGCCUCCUCCAGCUCAUCUCAACCUCCAACCCUCCCUUCCCUUCAUAGCCUGAACCUUGAAGGCAAGCAGGGAGCAGUGUCCCCCACCUCAGGAAAAUUUCCAGAGGACUCUGUGCAGCUGAGUCCCGAUCCUUGGUGGCGCUGGGGUUCCCUUUCUAACCAACGUGGCAGGACCUCCGAGGGUGGUCUCAGCCAGGGGCAGUCACUGCUCUUUGGCCAUCAGCCCUCAAAGAACCUGAAAUCAAGUUAUAAGAAAAACCUGCCUUCCCACCCCCCAUCUAAUUUAAAGGCCAUACUCCACUCUAAGGACACCUCUGGGAUUCCAGGGAUGGAUUUUUAUGUAGUUCAAUAGUUUUCUUGGCAGACAGCUCCUCCAUGAGAGGUGGGUACUGCUUCAGUGCAGCCAGCUAAGUGGCUUCUCUCUGUCCCUUCCAAGCCCCACGGAAUGUCCUUUGCCCACCUUAGGGCCAUGGCCAGCCCUGAAUCCAGAUUCCAGCCUGGGGACAUCUGCACAAGGCUUUGAGAUACCCUCACUCCUCACUCUUCCCUGGAGCUAUGGCCACAGCCAGUGUGGCGCCUCGGCUGAGCAUGGGUCAAGCCACGCUCUCUGCAUGCACAUGGGUAUCGCAUGCAUAGCUAAGCAGGUGACAAAGGCACAUGCUGUGGCCACAGGACAUUUAAGCUACAGCAAGGUGAAGGUCCCUGGGAUGCACCUGCCACCUCUGGGCCUCCAUCCCAGCCCCCUCCCCACAGGUAACCGCUGGGUCACCUAGACAUGUUUCCCUCCCCUCAUUUUCAUUGCAUCUGUGUAGUACGUGUGAACGUACAAAAUAAAGGGUGCGUGUGUG
Messenger RNA from Octodon degus (degu), 4759 nucleotides. RefSeq names its product NFAT activating protein with ITAM motif 1 (gene Nfam1). The record is from RefSeq and is a predicted model, not a curated record. Lineage: Eukaryota; Metazoa; Chordata; Mammalia; Rodentia; Octodontidae. The coding region runs from base 620 to 1510 and encodes 296 amino acids. The transcript is spliced from 7 exons. Gene Ontology annotation, molecular function: transmembrane signaling receptor activity. Gene Ontology annotation, biological process: positive regulation of cytokine production; regulation of B cell differentiation; B cell receptor signaling pathway. Gene Ontology annotation, cellular component: membrane raft.